AUGGCGAGCUCGCUUCUCAGCUCGACGCCAUUGUCGUCCUCUUUCUUAUCCGUUCAUCGGAAACUGUCGAUUCACGGUCAUUGUCCGAGCCGGAGAACUCUCUGGUCCACUAGGAAACAAUCGUCUCUCCGUGUUCGCGCCGCAAAACUCCCUCAAGGGAUGAUAGUGCCAAAAGCGGAACCCAAGUUCGAACCAGCGUUUCUGGGAUUCACAUAUACAGCUGAGAUAUGGAACUCCAGAGCUUGUAUGAUUGGUCUCAUCGGAACCUUCAUUGUUGAGCUGAUUCUGAACAGAGGAAUACUUCAGAUGAUUGGUGUGGAGGUUGGAAACGGGCUUGAUCUUCCUCUCUGA
Molecule: messenger RNA, 351 nt
Organism: Thlaspi arvense
Lineage: Eukaryota; Viridiplantae; Streptophyta; Magnoliopsida; Brassicales; Brassicaceae
Source: the annotation of a GenBank genome assembly